AUGUCUCUGGCCGGCCAGUCUAUACCCGUCAGGGAGUCGGUACAUUCCACAACCCGCCUGGACGGUGUUACCUCCACCACGGACCAACACCAAACACAAAGGGCCUCUUAUAGAGAUUCGCUCCCCAACGCACCACGCCCACCCGUCUACAACGACGACGCCUUUAACGAGAACGAGACGGCAAAGAUGUACGGCGACUACUACGCAGAAAUGACGGGCCCUUCUCCCAAGAAGGACCAGUCCGCACAACAAAAACCUCCCGCCCUGCCCGCCAAGAGCUCACUGAGGGCCUCGAGACUCCUCGACGGCAUGCCCCUCAAGAUUAUCACCAACCAACCUCCACAGGCUGCUCCCCAAGAGAUUUACCUCUCCUCGGAAGAGGAGGCUUCCUCCUCUGCCGACGAGUUUUCAGACUACGACUACGAGUCGGAGAGCGCAGAGUCGGCCGACUCGCCUGUCCGCAAGAGCCACGAGGACACGGCACGCGUAGUAUCUGUCGUCUACGCCGGAAAGCCUUCUAUUAUCGACCUCCCCUCCACGAGAAGAUCAGCAACCCCCGAGUCGAUCGAUUCCCAGCCCCUAAGCCGCCUCGACACCUCAUCAACAGCGCCCCCGUUGCGGAGAAUGUCGACAUCGUCCACCUGCGCUGCUUCCUCGUACUCUCCCGUCUACUACCCGCCCCGGUCCAGCAGCAUGAUGAUCACCAGCAGCAUGCUUCCCAAGGAGAAGCCUGCGUUUCUGAGCAUCGACCCUUACGCCAGCAAGUCGUUUGACGAGCGGGCGGAGCAGCAGCAGCAGGCCGAGGGUGAGCGGUCCGAGAGGCCCAGGACCCCAACCUCGCAGCUCUUCAAGAGGACGCUCAGCAUCGUCCGCAAGCGCAGCCGCCCCCAGCUCAAGGAGAUCGCCGCCAACAACUCUUCGCGGGACCGCCUGUCCUCGCCGUCGCUGGGCCACCUACCGUUGUCUGCCAACCCGGACAUCAAGGAAGAGUCGGACAAGGGCCCCAACAGCCCCUGGGCCGCCGUCAGCUACCACGAUAUUAUGCGGGCGGCCAGGAAGAACGCGCAGAACGCGCCCCCAACCCCAUCCACCCCUGUUGCGCCGUCGCCCAGCUCGCCGGCCGGCAACACGAGGAGUCGACUCCUCAGCGGCCUCACCAACCGGAGAAAGAGCAUGAGAGUGGGCUAG
Colletotrichum spaethianum is the source of this 1188-nucleotide messenger RNA. RefSeq lists its product as uncharacterized. Bases 1 to 1188 code for a protein of 395 amino acids. The record is from RefSeq and is a predicted model, not a curated record. Lineage: Eukaryota; Fungi; Ascomycota; Sordariomycetes; Glomerellales; Glomerellaceae. The transcript has a single exon.